AUGGCAAUGAUCCGGCACUAUCCGCUGCCCCCGGCGCUGACCGAGAACCCCUUUCCUGGGUCUUCCUUGCCAGUGUCGGGGAUGACCAGCGGAUUGCUCUCAAAUGGUCUGGACUAUCCGAUCCUGGCGCGCAACCCUCUUGGCUGGGAUGGCCACCCGCCACCUAGCCCUUUGCAGCAGUGGGCGCAGGUGCCUGAAGGUGACGCGUCUGCAGAAGCUGCCUCGGAGGGCUUGGGCGUGGGCACGCCGGUGCGCCUAUGCAACUUCUUUGCGCAGGGCACCGACAAAUACAAUGGCCUGAUUGGUGACGUGGCGGGCGUGCGGAUUGUGGCCUCAGGCGCAGGGGAGGAGCAGUUCCUUUUUGAUGUGCGGUGUCCUUCCAGCAUCGCGCGCAGGAGGACGACUGUCUCGUCUUCCCAAGUUGCUCAAGAUGCGGCCCUGGCGAACCGCAAGCAGCUGGCGCCGCUGUAUGGUCUUGAGCCAGAAGAGGUGUUGCGCUUUGACGACCUGCGCAUGCCACCCUUCCUGCUGCUGACCCAGCUGCCCAGCGAAAAGCUGGAGGCAUUGCAGCGCUGA
This is a messenger RNA of Effrenium voratum, 576 nucleotides long. The record is from the annotation of a GenBank genome assembly. Lineage: Eukaryota; Dinophyceae; Suessiales; Symbiodiniaceae.